Messenger RNA from Ailuropoda melanoleuca (giant panda), 3053 nucleotides. It is a transcript of the gene CYP39A1, whose product is annotated as cytochrome P450 family 39 subfamily A member 1. The record is from RefSeq and is a predicted model, not a curated record. The transcript is spliced from 12 exons. Gene Ontology annotation, biological process: bile acid biosynthetic process; cholesterol homeostasis. NCBI's taxonomy places the organism in Eukaryota, Metazoa, Chordata, Mammalia, Carnivora, Ursidae. The coding region runs from base 198 to 1607 and encodes 469 amino acids. Gene Ontology annotation, molecular function: iron ion binding; oxysterol 7-alpha-hydroxylase activity; heme binding.
AGGGAGCGGUGAUGCAGAAGUCAUCUAAAAAUUGGGGCGGGGAAAGGAGGCUACGGUUAGGAAGGCAAACAAACUGCGGAAGUUGUAGCAGACAAGUUGGGAGGUCCGGUAGGUGCCCCCUCCCAAAAGGGAAUGAGCAAGUGCCACGGCAGCAGGACUUUUCCCUUCUCUGAUUCUGGAAGGUGCUAGACAAAAACAUGGAACUAAUUUCCCCGACAGUGAUUAUAAUCCUAGGUUGCGUUGCUCUUUUAUUAUUUCUUCAGCGGAAGAAUUUGCGCGGACCCCCGUGCAUAAGGGGCUGGAUUCCUUGGAUUGGAGCUGGAUUUGAGUUUGGCAAAGCCCCUCUAGAAUUUAUAGAGAAAGCAAGAAUCAAGUAUGGACCAGUAUUCACAGUCUUUGUUAUGGGCACCCGAAUGACCUUUGUUACUGAAGAAGAGGGAAUUAAUGUGUUUCUAAAAUCCAAAGAAGUAAAUUUUGAACUAGCGGUGCAAAAUCCCGUCUAUCGUACAGCAUCAAUUCCAAAGAAUACUUUUUUAACACUGCAUGAAAAACUUUAUAUCAUGAUGAAAGGGAAAAUAGGGACUUUCAACCUAUAUCAACUCACUGGACAACUGACUGAAGAAUUACAUGAGCAACUGGAAAAUUUAGGCAAUAAUGGGACAAUGGAGCUGAGCAACUUAGUAAGGCAUCUCCUUUAUCCAGUCACAAUGAAUAUACUCUUUAAAAAAGGUUUGUUUCCCACAGAUGAGAGAAAAAUCAGGGAGUUCUAUCAGCAUUUUCAAGCUUAUGAUGAAGGUUUUGAGUACGGGUCCCAGAUGCCAGAAUGUCUCCUAAGAAACUGGUCAAAAUCCAAAAAGUGGCUUUUAGCGCUUUUUGAGAAAAACAUUCCAGAUAUGAAAACAUACAAAUCUGCAAAAGAUAAUUCCAUGACAUUAAUGCAGGCUAUGCUGGAUAUCAUAGAGAUGGAAAGAAAGGAAGAAAAGAGCCCCAAUUAUGGGCUCUUACUACUUUGGGCUUCUCUGUCCAAUGCUGUCCCUGUUGCGUUUUGGACACUUGCAUUUGUCUUCUCUCAUCCCACUGUCCACGAGACCAUCAUGGAAGGCAUAGCUUCUGUAUUUGGAACAGCAGGUAAAGAUAAGAUGAAAGUAUCUGAGGAUGACUUGAAGAAACUCCCACUAAUCAAGUGGUGUAUUUUGGAAGCCAUUCGUUUAAGAGCCCCUGGUGUCAUUACUAGGAAAGUGCUGAAGCCAGUUAAAAUUUUGAAUUACACUGUUCCUUGCGGUGACUUGUUGAUGUUGUCUCCGUUUUGGCUGCAUAGAAAUCCAAAGUAUUUUCCUGAACCUGAAUUGUUCAAACCUGAACGUUGGAAAAAGGCAAAUUUAGAGAAGCAUGCUUUCUUGGACUGGUUCGUGGCAUUUGGAAGCGGGAAGUACCAGUGUCCUGGAAGGUGGUUUGCUCUGUUACAGAUUCAAAUAUGUAUUAUUUUAAUACUUUAUAAAUAUGACUGUAGUCUUCUGGAUCCAUUACCAAAACAGAGUCCUCUCCAUUUGGUGGGUGUCCAACAGCCAGAAGGACAAUGCCGGAUUGAAUUUAAACAAAGAAAAUGACAUCUGUUGGGCCUAAAGAGGGCCAGGGCCUUCUGGAAGAGUGAUUGUCCCCAUCCACUAACCUGGCAGCAUCUAGACCUGAGCUCUACUAAAACAUACUGCUUAGCUUUGUUUUAGGAUUUAGUUCAAGAGAAUGUCUAAAUGGAAGGUGGGUUUGGUAACUUCAGAGUAGACCAAGAAUCUGACAGCACUCUCACCGAUACGAGAUCUGAAUACAUGGUUUACCGAAAACGUUUAAACGAUUUAAAUAAGAGACGUUUCCCUAGGAGUUGUAAUUGGGUUUCAUGCAUAACAGUAUUAAAACUUUAAAUAGAAAUAAUGCCACUUGAGUGAAAAUCUUAGUAAACUGUGAAGGCAACAUACUUAAAUUUCUAUUUUGAAAAGGGCUGAAAGUCUUUGACUCUAAGAAAAUAUUAAAUAGUAAUUUCUGGAAAUUUUUUGGUUUUCCUAAUAUGAUUCUCAACUGGCAAUUGGAACUCUUAAGUUCUAUUAAGAUAAUUCUUUAUGGUAAACAGGACUAGUGCUGAAACAAUGAAUAAAAUGAUAGCUUUCUAAGACCUGCGAAGAGAAGGAGCAUGUCUUACACUCGUUCUGUGCUCAGCUACACCUAGGACGACGCCUUCUGUAUAAGGUGUAUUCAGUAAAGGUAUGCUGACUGAUACAUUGAUUUGUAUUUUAAUGAAGGUGAAAGCACUGUUUUGAUUCAAGGCAAUAAUAGUUAUAGGUGAAGAGGUAAUAUUUUUGUGGGUAGAAACACAAAUAAAGUGAUGUCAACGCAAAUAACAGCGUUUGAAUGUACUACUUAGGACUUCUGCCCGAAAUAUUUACUAUAAAACCCUGAAAAGAAAUGCCCCGGGGGAAACAUACGACACUAGUAACAGAAUGAUCAGUGAUGUCAUGAUUUAUCGUCUAAUACUCAGUAUAAUGCUGCUUGCCUCCUUUAUUUCACAAUAAAUAAGCUCUGUGUGCAUGUCGUCUUCUGGAUUAUUUGCUCCCCUGUGCUAGAAUGACCCUGCAGAGUUGAUAAUGAUUGCUUAGUCAUCUAUUUCCAACCAAUGAGCAGAUGACUCCCUAGGAGAAAAUUAAGUACUCUGGAGUGCAUUAACUCUUCCAGACUAAUACAGCGACUCUGAAGCUUAGCUACCAGCUUGCAGCUUAGCUUAGCGGGUUUGGGGUCUAGAAACUGGAGGGGCUGAAGGAAGCAGCUUAGAAGACCUGGCAGGGCCUGCUAACUAUGGCGAGAGUGUUCUUAGGGCAGACGUGUCCUCCCGAACAGCCGAGGCCCACAAUGAAACACUAUUUGCUUCUAAUAUGCACUUCAGCUGAAUUUGCAGCCACUCAGGGCUAGUGUUUAUCUCCAUAUUCUUGCUUGGUAAGGAAAAAUGUUAGCUGGCAAGUGUAUGCGCUUUAAAAAAGAAUGCAGACACAGGAGAUCCAUUGACCUUU